GAUUUUUGGACCUCGCCGUUUAAUUUACAAACUAUUAGAAACAUAAUUUCUUAUAAAUGUCUACUAGAAUGAAAUGUACAACCCUCCAUAAGUGGAAAUAUUUCAUAAAGUUUUUAUGCUUAUUCUAUGUCCCCUUUUACAACUGUAGUUGUCUUUCUAAAAAAAAAAAGGUUUGUUUUCAUUUUAGUUGUGGAAGAUAUGAUAAUAGAAGAAUUGAGGCAACAUGCAGUUGAGAUCACUAUUGACCGUAAGAGUCUACAUCCAGAUCUGAAGGUUUCUCAGGACUGUAAAACCGUGAGGGACAGUGCUGAUUAUAAUCACACCGGAGAGGAAUUUCCAUAUCAAUUAUGUGCAUUUGGAGCCCAAAGAUUCACAUCCGGUCGUCACUAUUGGGAAGUAGAACUGGCACAAGAAAACACACCUCCCAAAAACUAUUGGUUAAUUGGUGUGAUGAAAGAGGGAUGUUUAUUUUCAAGAGACAAACCUGCUUUAACUCCAUCAAACGGUUUCUGGUUCUUGUUUUCAGACGGUCCUAAUGGCUUUCACACAAACACUGAUCAAUCAGUUAAACUCUCUCUGACACCGAGACCUGAGGAACUGGGAGUUCUGUUGGAUUAUGAUGACGGACAGCUGUCAUUUUACAAUGUCACUGAGAGAAAACAUCUCCUGACCAUCAGCAGCAGAUUCUCUGGAUCAGUCGUUCCUCUCUUCAAUCCUGGAGCUGGUGAUCUGAGUCCUCUUAAAAUCCUGGAUUGUGCAAAACCUGCAGAACCAGCUGAAUCCAGUCAGCCUUUACUGAGUAAUAACAGCGCAGACGCCUGACUGACCACUGCAGUGUUUAAUCAGAAGGAAUCAUUUCAUCACCCUGCAUGGGCAAAGCAUCGUUACACACAAGAGUUUAUCAGAGCGGAGACAAAACCAAGAUGACUGAAAGAGAACAGAAACACCAUAAAACACAGAGACAAAUGGCUGAAAAUACUAUGAUUUUCGGCCUUCAUCUGAUCGGC
Carassius carassius (crucian carp) is the source of this 1007-nucleotide messenger RNA. RefSeq names its product E3 ubiquitin-protein ligase TRIM39-like. The record is from RefSeq and is a predicted model, not a curated record. The transcript is spliced from 2 exons. NCBI's taxonomy places the organism in Eukaryota, Metazoa, Chordata, Actinopteri, Cypriniformes, Cyprinidae. Bases 127 to 822 code for a protein of 231 amino acids. Gene Ontology annotation, molecular function: protein binding.